AUCGAAUUUUCCCCACCUCUAACCUAUUGUUUCGGAUUUAACAAUUUUUUUUCGGAAUUAAUUUAAAUUUUAAAACAACGAGAAAUACGAUCAAAAUGACGUGCCUUUGCUAAUCAGCUCACCUAGCGAUGUACUGUAGCUUUUCACCUUUGACCCAGCACUAGCGAAGCCUACCGAUUCUCAUGGCUGCAACGACGGAGGGCAGCAAAAUGCUCGAGGCAGCUUUGCAGCGGAUGGAUGGUCUCAUUUCGAGCACAGCAACCCAGGCGGGGCCAGAUACGGGGGCGGGAGCCUCGCUGACGCUGAACGAGCGCAACCUUAUUUCGGCCACCAAUGUCUUGUCCACGGCCAAGACUUUGGCGCUGGCCCUGCAACAGGUGGGUCUAGCAGCCCCGGCCCCUGAUCCUGUCACUGCGGCGAUUAUAAGCGACUGGCUGGAGACACAUAUACCACGGCAGGACUCCGAUGAGCGGAUGCGGCGAUUGCAACGGGACAAGGAGGGGCUGGCGUUGCAGUACCAAAUGCUGGCGGAGCGUGUCUCUGAGCAAGCUGAUAGGAUCAUUGAACUGGAGGGCCUGAUCACGGAGAAGACUCAGCAGCUAUGCAGUAAGGAGGAGCAGUUGCAACGUCAAAUGAUUUCGCGCUCUGCUCUGGAGACGCAAAAGCUGGAACUAAUGAGUGCCUUGAGUGAGUUGAAGCUGCAUCGCACCGCACUGGAACAGGCCAGUGAUGCCGGCGGCGGAACCGGUGGCGGCGUUUCGUAUGGGAGCUUAAGCAACAUUAAUCAGAAAGCUUUCGUGGGAUCCCCAAAGACGCCGCCCUCGAUGCUUCGUCAUCAGAUCAAACCGCAGUUUCAUAGCUUGCCACGGUCCCACGGCAAGUUGGCGAAUAAUAAUAACAACAACCGUGCCUUGGACGUCAAUGCGAACAGCAGCGGUAAACAAAGGAACGUGGUGUUUGCUUCGAACGAACAAAUUUUGAUAGAAGAUAAUGUUCCUCAAGUGGACGAUGCCAUGACAUCCAGUUUCCUUUCGCAGUUCACGCCGUCACCAAAGCUCCGGGAGCGGUCUGCUCGCGGUUUGCGCAGUAUUCUUGGCAAGUUGCGGCGGAGCAACAGCAGCAACUGUGAGCUCACUGCUUUGGAGCAAGCUGAACCCGAGUUCCGCCGGGGAGGAUCAAGAGCCACAGCUGGCGGGCGCAUCGAGUGGAGUGCCCAGACACCAUUGUUCGGGGAAAACGAAAAACAUUGGACCACCUGGGGGGUUCAGGAGGUGUGUAACUGGCUUGUUCAUAUGGGAUUGGGCUGCUAUGAGGACAAUUAUCGAAAAUGGAUAAAGUCGAACCCUUCUGAAUCGAUUUUUACCGCGUCACCCGUUGACAUUGAACGGGAGCUAAAUCUUAAACUGGCGCUUCAUCGUAAAAAGAUUACUUUGGCCAUCGACGAUAUUACUGGAAAGGAAUUCGACGAGCUGACUCUAAAGGCGGCAAAAUUGGAUGUCUCCUGGGUGCUGCGCUGGCUAGACGAUAUUGGUCUUCCCCAGUAUAAGGACUACUUUAUGCAAGCCAAGGUCGACGGGCGGAUGUUGCAUCGUCUGACGUUGGAGGAUCUGGCCCAGUUGCACGUCAGCUCCUGCCUACACAUAGCCUCAUUACGAGCCGGUAUCCUGUGUAUGCGCCGUAUGUCCUGGAACCCCGAAGGACUUAUUAGGCGCUCUAUUAAAGUAAGCAGUGAAGACGAGGACUCCGGCAGCCCACAGAAGGACAGAGUGGAUUUGUGGACGGCUCAUCGCAUUAUGGGUUGGCUGCAAACCAUUGACUUGUCGGAAUACACGCCAAAUCUACGUGGUGCCGGAGUUCACGGUGCACUGAUGCUUUACGAGCCACGCUUCAAUGCUGAGUUGUUAGCAGACCUACUUUCAAUACCACCGAGCAAAUCGUUGCUGCGCCGCCAUUUGGCCAUGCACUUUAAGGAACUUGUUGGUCGCCCCGUGAUCUUUAGCAAGCGUGAUGCUGAAUCUGCACCCGGCUACCAGCCAUUGAGCAUCACUGCCAAGCUUAAGCCAGUAAAGCGCACACAGUUCUCGUUAAAGCGACGCAAAAGCUCGAAAAGUCCGAGCGACGUAGACUGGACCGAGUAUGUGUGCCCCAUGAACGCCAAAGUGCCGGAGCCUUCUGAGUGUGAGCCGAAUAAGGACAACGAUAUUUCAAGCAGCGACCAUGGAUCCCCAUACAAAUGCACUGCCUAUUGAGACACCAAAUCUAAGAAACCAGGCGACAAUAUUAGGAAGGCUAAACUUGUUCAGCGUCGGAAUGGACAGCACCAUUUAAAAAUCUUUAAUUCUUCUGUUACUAACAUUAAGCUAAUCUGGAUCAAAAAGAGGAUGGCAUCGGAAUUAGGAUAACAUUGAUAACGAUAAGUAUUCGCCGUGGCAUUGAAGCGACCCUAAGUGCGAGACUAAUUUCAUAGACUUAGAAAAAUUACAUAUUACCCCUUUUGGAGUUUAUUUUUUGUACUAACACGUGUAUUGACCGAUUCUUUG
Drosophila bipectinata is the source of this 2540-nucleotide messenger RNA. RefSeq names its product liprin-beta (gene Liprin-beta). NCBI's taxonomy places the organism in Eukaryota, Metazoa, Arthropoda, Insecta, Diptera, Drosophilidae. The record is from RefSeq and is a predicted model, not a curated record. Gene Ontology annotation, biological process: neuromuscular junction development. Gene Ontology annotation, cellular component: presynaptic active zone. Gene Ontology annotation, molecular function: protein binding.